Drosophila sechellia is the source of this 2063-nucleotide messenger RNA. RefSeq names its product DNA polymerase alpha subunit B (gene PolA2). The coding region runs from base 92 to 1921 and encodes 609 amino acids. Gene Ontology annotation, molecular function: DNA binding. The transcript has a single exon. NCBI's taxonomy places the organism in Eukaryota, Metazoa, Arthropoda, Insecta, Diptera, Drosophilidae. Gene Ontology annotation, biological process: DNA replication initiation; DNA replication. The record is from RefSeq and is a predicted model, not a curated record. Gene Ontology annotation, cellular component: alpha DNA polymerase:primase complex.
CGUAAUCUGGCAACACUGUGUCCAGUUUUACCGCCAAAAUAAAUUGCUAGGUUUAUUUACGAAAAUUACACGCCGAGCGAAAGGACAACGAAUGGAGGAGGAAUUGAAGCAGCAGUUCGACGAGAUGGGCGUGGAGCCAGCGGACUCAGUUUUGGGCAGGUGUGCGGAGCUGGCCAUUACGUACAACAUCCACGACGCCACAGAGUUCGUGGAGCAGUGGAUGGCCUUCAGCUUGUCGCACCUUCAUGGCGAAGAUCCUGCGAUCGAGAAUCUGGGCGACUUCGAGCGGAAGGUGCUCCAGCUGCGGAAGGACAAGGCGUGCUCCAAAACAACUGGCCAGACGGUGAAAUCAUAUGGUUCGCCCUCUGUACAGGAUACGAACUCACUGGUUACAUAUGGCGUCAUGGAGGACGAUCGCAUGCUUGAUGACUAUGUCAGCGAAUCGGCAGUGGACUCCUCCGCUCUGCAUACGCCCAAGGCCAAGAAGGAGUCGGUUCGAAGCUCCAAUCUCAAGGGCGGUGUGCUCUUUAGCCCCGCCAGCUAUACACCCCAAUCGGCAAAGAGGAAAGCAGGUUUAGAAACACCAUCCAACUCAGUGGCCGGCAAGCCGGGCGACAUAGUCGACACCUUCGGACAUCCCAAACUCCUGGCUGGCUCCAGCUGGCAGUCGCAAAUGGAGCACACGGUGCCAGUAACCCAAAAACUGCUGCACAACGAAGCCUCGCUGACCAUCGCCAAUUUGGGCUACAUGAACGACUUGCUGACCGACCGAUGUCACAACCUGCGCGUCCGCUUUGACCAAACUGGGCCUGCACUGGUGGACAAGAAACUUGGACAAGCAGGCGCAGCCGAGUGCAUUUGGUAUCCGCAGGAUAGGCAGGUAUUGCAGUCCGCAGGUGGACUCCACGCGUUGGGAAUGAUUCAUUCCGAGGACGAUGGCCCACUGGACGCCCACUCCGCAUUUAUGGCUGUUUUAGAUGACGAUAUAGAAGAUGAAAUGGACCCAACGCUCACGCUCAACUUCUCCAGGGUCAAGUCUGCCAGCAUAUUCCCAGGUCAAGUGGUGCUCGCCAAAGGGUUCAUACCCAGGGGCAAAACCUUCAUGGUAGAGGAGAUUCACACAGAGCGCAAACUGACGCCAGCAACGCCUCUGCAAAUAGACAGGGAGCUUCAGUUUGUGGUGGCCUCCGGACCCUUUACGGACAGUACGGAUCUCUUCUACGAACCGCUGCACGACCUGCUUAAGUACCUCAAGGAUCACAGACCUGACGUGCUGGUGCUUACGGGACCCUUCCUGGAUGCGGACCACAAGAUGGUCGGCGAACUGGCCGAGACCUUCGAUACAUUCUUCGAGAAGAUGAUUGGGGGAAUAAUGGAGGCGAUUGGUAGUCACACCGCAGUGCUGGUGGUGACCAGUCAGAAGGACGCCAUGGCGCUCUCCGUAUAUCCAACGCCGCCACCCACUCUGCGCAGAACCUAUCCAAAUCUAUACAUGCUGCCCGAUCCAUCUCUGGUGGACUUGGAUGGCCUUACGCUGGGCGUUACCUCAACCGACGUGGUGGAUCACCUGCUGAGUCACGAGUUUGCUGUAAAUGCCGGCGAGCGGAUGCACAGGGCCAUCAACCACUUGUUCCACCAGGGCUCCUUCUAUCCUUUGUAUCCUCCGGCGGACGAAGACAUGGCCUACGAUUCCCAGCUGGCGUUGAAAUAUGCACAGCUCAAACAGCUGCCAAAUGUGCUCAUCCUGCCCAGCGACCAGCGGCACUUCGUACGCUUGGUCAACGACUGCCUGGUGAUCAAUCCCGGCCGUGUCGCGGACAAGAAGGGCGGCACUUUCGCCCGCUUCCUGGUGGCGCCUUCGGUGCCGGGAAAGCCAGCCAACAUGUUCAACAGUGUGGCGUGCCAAGUCCAACGCAUCUAACCUGACCACUUUGUGAUGAUGAUAAGGAUAGGAUAGUGGAAAAUAUCGCUAUCGUUCAUUUUGCAUUGAGUAGGGUAAUAAGAUCAGUACAAUAUUAUUAGUUAAUAUAAUAAACACUACUUUGUCAUAACUUUUCAUAAAA